CAACUCUUUUGACAUUGCUGGAUGGUAUUUCCAAUCAAGGAAGUGUCGGUUUGCGAGACAAAAUAGUUGUCAUUGGUGCAACAAAUCGCCCAAAUGCAUUAGACGAAGUGUUGAGAAGACCUGGAAG
Molecule: messenger RNA, 127 nt
Organism: Racocetra fulgida
Lineage: Eukaryota; Fungi; Glomeromycota; Glomeromycetes; Diversisporales; Gigasporaceae
Source: the annotation of a GenBank genome assembly